AUGAUGCCCCUCUUGCUCUUCCGCUCUGUUCCGCUCCUUUGCAGCUUCCUACAACCAAAGAUCCAAUGGAAGAAUCAGGAUCAAUAUGUCGACUAUGGGAAGAAGCUCAAUCUCAAUCAGAUUGGAGCAACUGUCCCAGCUACUGUUCCAGCUAUAGUUCCUGGAGCUUCAGCAUCCACAAGUGGAUCAUCAAGUGUUGCGGGAAGCGUUAACACACCAUUGCAACUUGCUGGUAUUACAGGUAAUCAAAUGAUGCAAGUUCCUUCUGGAAUGCAGCUCAUGCAGAUUCCAACUCAAGGUGGCGGCACUGUGACUGUCCCUUACUCAAUGAAUGCUAAUGGUGAAAUUGCGUUCAGCCAAAUGCAACUCGACCAUCAAGGAUUCAGUGGUGCUCAAGUGCGCCAAGGAUUCCAUGCAACUCAAGCUCGAACUCCACAGAUCUUGAAGACUGGCUAUUACAAUACGUCAAAUGUCUUCCACGAUGCUAUCAAGGGAAAGGAUGGCAAUGAUGUCUAUCUUAUUUCAUGUCCUGCUGGUACGACAGAUGUCAAACUUCAAGCCGACUGGCACUAUGCUAGUGAAAAUGAAGAUUUGCCUGAUCUUGCUACUGAAGCAGAUCGAGGUCUGCAGCUUAUUCAAAGCCGCAGAAGAGAAAGAGAUCCAUUUGGGGUGUACGAUCAUGUCAUCAUGGACAGUGGUUUUACAAACACCACCACUUGUAAUGGUGAGCUCAUGCAUGGACUCCGCCAUGCUGAGAAGGAGCUUGAUAUGCACACUAACGUGGGCAGCAGAGUUCUCGACGAAGAAGGUUUUCCAGGAAGAUUUCUGCCUCCAGUUUAUCACGGUGAAGAUGGAAUUGCCAUUUUACUUGCUAUGCGCGAGAUGAUUGCUGCGGGAUACCGCAUUACUAUGGAUACUGAUGCUGACAAUGCCUUUAUUGUGCAUUGUGAUGGAAACAGAAAGAUGCAAUUUGUGAAUCGUAAGGGUGUGUAUGUGUUGGAGCAACUUGGAGCAAAUGUCAAGCCAGGUGCCAAAGAGACAAGUGCAAUGUACCGUCGCCAGUUAAACAACUUAAAUAAUCAACCCCAUUUCAAACUUUCUUCAAACAAACAGAAUGGAUAUGCUGGACUCGAGAUGACCUCCAAGAUGGCAACUGUUCAAAAGAACAAGGAAGGAUUCACUCCAAGACAAGUCAAGGCUGCAAUGGAAGCAAGAAGUGCGAUGCACAUACUCAAUGCUCCAAGCACCAAAAGUCUGAAGUAUGCGAUCCGAUCUGGUCUCAUCAAGAACUGUCCUAUCACUGAAGAAGCGAUCAAUCAUGCCAAAGCAAUCUUUGGACCUGACGCCUCUACAUUGAAAGGCAAGUCAACACGACCAACUCCGAAGAAGACUAACUCCUUCAGUCCACCAGAGGAAUUGUAUCAACACAAUCAACCUAUUAUCAACCUGAAGACUGACCCUGUAUUUGAAGCAUUGGAUGAGAUAUUCCGCCGCUACAACAAGACAGGCUUUCAAGUCAAGACGAUCCAGUGUGAUCGGGCUUUCAUUCCUCUCACGGAUGAUGUGCUAGACGAUAUGGGUGUUACUAUUGACCCAACUGCAGCUGGAGACCACGAGCCUACCGCUGAGCGAAACAAUUGGACGCUGAAAGAAAGAGUCAGAGUAGCUCUUGCACGAUUACCCUACAAAGUGGUCCCAAAGGUGAUCAUUGAAUGUCUUGGACGUCAAGCCGCCAAGCUAUUGAAUGGCUUUCCCCAGAAAGACAGUAUCUCAUCACAUUUCAGUCCGCAGCAACUCAUUGAUAAUGUCAAUAUCAACCACAAGAGUGACAUGGUUGCUGAACUCGGACAAUAUGUUCAUGCAAUUGGGACAGAUUCCAGCAAUUCGAUGGAACCCCAAAGUAUUGAAGCGAUUUACAUUGAACCUACGAAGGGACAACGUGCUGGGCACCGAGUGCUCAACCUCAAUACUAAGAAGAUGAUUUCUCGACCCGAGGUUGUCGUACUACCCGUUACCGACCAAGUAAUCCAGCGUGUUGAAGCUUGGGCUGCUGCCAAAGGUGUUACUUCCAUGAAGUUUUUCGAUAAGAAGAGAGAUUUGGAGACAUUUUACGAUGGCAAUCAAAUUGCAGGAGUGGAUGACACGGAACAAGGUUACUUAGAAGAAGCCUUUGAUCAGGACUAUGAACCUGAAGAUGAAGAUGAAUGUGAUUUUAAUCUACGUGGACAAUUCAAUGAUAUCGAUGACUCCGAAAGAGAAGAGCUCUUGGCAGAUGCAGACAAUGAUGUCAAUGAUAUGCCAGAACUCAAUGAAGGAUCUUGCAACAACAGGAAUGUGUGUGUUUCUGCAUCGAUCUUGUUGUAUAUGCGGCGACAAGGGUGGAAGGGUGUGAGGCAUCUCUUUGCAGAGGAAAAAAGAGUUCACUUUGUUCCCGCUUUCUUUGGCCAUUAUGCUUGUGGCCACUGGGCUGCAAUCGUCAUUGACAUAACUUGUGCUGACGAUGAAGAUGGGACACUUGUUUUUGUUGACAGCAUUCCAUCAAUGAGAACAACUAAUCAUACGGAAGUGAAGAAAUUGUUUACAAAUCCUGGUACACCAUAUGCAAAUACAAAACAAGUAUUGAUGAACUCGCCUGGUCAAGUCAUUUAUUCCAAUGAUUGUGGCAUGCUCAUGCCACAGGAUCACCUGGUGCCAAAAGAGAUUCAGUUGCAACAUGGAUUCACUCCUGCUCAAUAUGGAAUUGAAAUGAGAAAACAUGUUCAUAAAUCGUUGAGAGAUGGUCGAAUCAAUUUUGAAGACACUAUCCUUCAGUGCUUGUUACUGGUAGACAAUAACAAAUAA
This is a messenger RNA of Cylindrotheca closterium, 2841 nucleotides long. Lineage: Eukaryota; Bacillariophyta; Bacillariophyceae; Bacillariales; Bacillariaceae. The record is from the annotation of a GenBank genome assembly.